Brassica oleracea var. oleracea is the source of this 2400-nucleotide messenger RNA. RefSeq lists its product as uncharacterized. NCBI's taxonomy places the organism in Eukaryota, Viridiplantae, Streptophyta, Magnoliopsida, Brassicales, Brassicaceae. The transcript has 4 exons. The record is from RefSeq and is a predicted model, not a curated record. The coding region runs from base 1 to 2400 and encodes 799 amino acids. Gene Ontology annotation, molecular function: RNA-DNA hybrid ribonuclease activity; nucleic acid binding.
AUGGUAGGCGAGGGUGUCAGCAGUAUGGUACGCGGAUUCUUUGAGACUGGAGAGUUUGAUGAGAGAAUUAACCAGACGAACAUCUGCUUGAUACCUAAGACAGAUAGACCAGUUACUAUGGCUGAGUUUUGUCCAAUCAGCCUAUGUAAUGUCAGUUACAAGAUCAUAUCAAAUUGCCUGAAGAAAAUUCUACCUGAAAUGAUCUCUGAAACUCAAUCAGCCUUUGUGGCUCGACGGCUGAUAACGAAUAACAUUCUAGUAGCUCAGGAGAUGUUUCAUGCCUUAAGGACGAACGAGAGCUGUAAAUCAAAAUACAUAGCUAUCAAGACGGACAUGAGUAAGGCAUACAAUAGAGUGGAAUGGGGCUUCCUCAAAGCUGCAAUGGAGAGAAUGGGGUUCGACCAGAAAUGGAUCCAUCUGAUCAUGAGUUGCGUCUCGUCGGUCUCGUAUCAAAUUCGGGAAGCAGAAAGCUUACAGAAGAUCACGGGCUUAAAGAUUGCUAGAGCUAGCCCGGCGGUCUCUCAUUUACUCUUCGCUGAUGACAACCUUUUCUUUUGUAAAGCGGAGCCUAAUCAGUGCCAGGAGUUAAUGAGAAUUAUUGAUGUCUAUGGUUACGCCUCAGGACAACAACUGAAUAAAAAAAAAUCUUCAGUUAUGUUCAGUUCUAAGGUCAUAGCGUUCACUAAACAAAACCUGAAAAGGUUAACUGGAAUUAGUAAAGACGGAGGAAUGGGCAUGUAUCUUGGUAUGCCAGAGAAGAUUAGUGGCUCUAAAAACCAAGUGUUCGCGUAUGUUCAAAAUAGGCUAAACUCGAGAGUUAAUACUUGGGAAGCGAGACAUCUCUCUAAAGGAGGCAAGGAAGUUCAAAUCAAAUCAGUAGCGGAAGCAGUCCCAAAAUUUACAAUGUCUUGCUACUUACUGACGCAGGAGACCCAUAAAAAAUUGACUGGAGCCAUCUCGAGAUUCUGGUGGAGUGUUAAAGCUAACAAUAGAGGUCUCCCCUGGGUCACAUGGGACAAGAUUUGCAUACCGCAGGAACAGGGAGGCCUGGGAUUCAGAGACUCUCAAGGCUUUAAUCUAGCCUUAUUAGCUAAACAGCUUAUGGACAGCUCCGUUCUGGAAGAGGGCCUGCAACGUACGAUAGGAACAUGGGAACACACGAAGGUCUGGGAGGACUGUUGGAUCCCAGAUGUGAGAACAAGGCCGACUUUACCAGUUGGAGAUAUGUUCGAUGUCGACCUGAAAGUCCAUCAUUUUAUAGAUUAUGAAUCCAAAACUUGGAAUGAACCACUCCUUAGAGAACUGUUGAGGGCAGAAGACGUAACAAAGAUUCUCAAAAUGAAGCCUAGCCGCCUAGGUAGAAAAGAUGGAUAUACUUGGAGCUUUACAAAAUCUGGAGCAUAUACAGUGAGAGCUGGAUAUGAAGUGACUAAUGACCGACGGAGAGCACUAGGGGAGGCACAGGUUGCAGAGCCUAGUGUUACACACCUGAAGAAAGAGCAGCGAGCAGACUCUGCGAUCGACAUUGUGCAACAGAUAGAUCUUGUCUCCAAUGUGGAGCAGAGGAGGAGACGAUCAACCAUAUCUUAUUUGAAUGUCCCCCCGCAUUGCAAUGCUGGGCCUUAUCUGACAUCCCUACUCUUCCGGGCGUACCCGUGUAGUGCUUUAUUUACAAACAUUGACCACCUCCUGUGGAGAGCAAAGGAACAAGGUGUUCCGAAGGAAACAUUAGAACCCUUCCCUUGGGUUCUGUGGUAUAUAUGGAAGGGAAGCAACAACAAGCUCUUUAAUGGAGUUGACCCCUCUCCACUAGAUACGCUUCAACUUGCAUUGGCUGAGGCAAAUAGUUGGAAAGUGGCGCAGAUCAUCCCUCCUAUUGAGGACGAAACUAUACCGGAAGGGCUAGAAGAGGAGAGCGCCCCUAGCCUGUGGCAGGAAAUGACUGGAUUCCGAUGCCAAGUAGAUGCAUCGUGGGUUCAUGAAGGACAAAAGUCGGGCAUGGGAUUUAUACUGAUGGAUGGAGAAAAGAAAAUUCUCGUGGGAAUGAAGAACUGUCCUAAUCUCACAUCUCCAUUGCAGGCUGAAGCAGAAGGACUAUCUUGGGCUAUGAAGAAGAUGUUAGAAGAGGGUCAUGUCUCUGUGCAUUUUGAAACGGACUGCGCCCAGCUCAUAAAAUUGAUACAAAGCUUAGAAGAAUGGCCAGCUAUGGCGGUAACUAUUGAAGAUAUCCUGAUCAUCUCAAUAGGCUUUGUGCAUUUCUCUAUCUCGUAUCUACCAUGUGGUAAGAACCAACAAGCCGACGGUCUUGCGAAAGCAGCUAGGGCUGGGUCUGAUUGUUUCUCGAUUACUUUUGUUGAGACUCCUGUUUGGCUGGCUCAUGUAGCUAGGCUAUUGGAGUGA